Messenger RNA from Prosopis cineraria, 1192 nucleotides. Its product is annotated as putative HVA22-like protein g. The transcript has 7 exons. The coding region runs from base 261 to 1043 and encodes 260 amino acids. The record is from RefSeq and is a predicted model, not a curated record. Lineage: Eukaryota; Viridiplantae; Streptophyta; Magnoliopsida; Fabales; Fabaceae.
AGUUACCUCCGACCUCAGGCUUCUUUCGUUGUUUCAUCUUGUUUCAAAUAGAAUCUGAGGUCAUUCUUGCUAAGGAAGAAAACCCAUCUAUAUUCUUUGCUUCAUUACCUUUUAUCAUUUGGGGCACCCCAUUCCAUAUCGACGGUUUUGGGUGCCUCUUAGUAAUUCAUCCAAGGGACUGAUUAGUUUGCCGGGGAUUUAUUUUGGACUUCUCAUUGAAUAACAGGGUUCCCCCGUCCGUGGCGUGAUAGGGAUUGAAAAUGUUGGGUGAUUUCUUGACUCGGAUUCUUAUUCUGCUUCUGGGGUAUGCAUACCCUGGAUUUGAGUGCUACAAGACUGUGGAAAAGAACAGGGUCCAGAUUGAGGAGCUUCGCUUCUGGUGCCAAUACUGGAUCAUUGUGGCGCUCGUCACAGUUCUGGAAAGGUUUACAGAUAUAUUUGUCGGAUGGUUACCAUUAUAUGGAGAGAUGAAGGUGGCGUUCUUUGUCUAUCUGUGGUAUCCCAAAGUUAAGGGGACAGGGUUUGUGUAUCAAACAGUGUUGCGUCCUAUUGUAUCAAGACAUGAAAACGAGAUUGACAGGCAAUUGCUGGAGCUGAAAGCUAGGGGACGGGAUUUGGUCGCUCAUUACUGGCAAAUUAGUGCAAAAAUGGGCCACUCCGCAUUUUUCCAGGGUCUUGAGUACUUGGCCACUCAGUCUGUUAGACUGAAAGCCAGCCCCCCUCAGAAGAGCUACAUGCAGCAAGACAGUGCGCCACGGGAAAUGAAUGCUUCCAAGAAAUCUUCGUCGGAGGACAAUAGUGCGGUGGGCAAGAUCAAGAAGUCGCCACCAAGUCCUCCACCAUCGCCAAGCAUAAAGCGUGUGGAGACACCAAAGUUCAGAAGUGUGAGGGUUCAUCACCAAGUGCUGGAGGAUGAUGUCAUUCUGAAGGAAGGAGAAGAAGGCUAUUCCAAGGAUGCGCUCAACCAAGCUCGCGCAAGGCUCAGGCGCUUAAAUACAGGAAGCCCGCGAUCUCCACAUAGUCCAAUACGUCGAGAACUGUAACAAGUGCACAGUUAAUCCCAGUAGAAGCUAAGGGGCAAAUUAAUAGUCUUUCUCCUGCUUCCUUCUCUAAAUAAUUAUCAUUUGAUUUUUUUUUUUUUGCUUGUAAAUUGUGAUAUAAAUAAAUAUACAGCUCCCAUUGCUCGGCUCAA